Molecule: messenger RNA, 2123 nt
Organism: Amoebophrya sp. A25
Lineage: Eukaryota; Dinophyceae; Syndiniales; Amoebophryaceae
Source: the annotation of a GenBank genome assembly
CCGGUGGCGAGGUCUUUUUUCUCUGCACUAAACACCGAGACCCAUCGCGGUAAAGAAAAGUAGUUGAAGGACUUGUCUCAUCGGUUCAUUUUUUUGAUUGAGGGAAUAUUGAGUGAAGCCCUACCUUAUCAGUGCAGCGGGCAGCACAAGAGCGAGAGCACGCUGGCGUUCGUGCGCGGUAGUAGUAUAUUCUGAUGCUACGUAGCCUAACAAAAACAACGAAGCCGUUGUGAAUAAUUGAGGAAUUUCUGUUACCAGCGUGUUCCACACUGAACCCAAAAUUAUUAUACAUAUGUAAGUAGUUGCAAGAGAAGAGUUUUUAUCACUCGAUCCUUCGGUUAAAAUACAAGCUCAAAUAAGCAAGUAAAUACACUUUUCGAUAAUCGAUACUCCACAAGAAACGUCGACGCUUUCCCGUCAAAGACUAAACAACGAAAAUGGCGAUGAUCCGCUCUUUCCUGAACCGGGCUCCGGUCAUGACCCGCACAACCCUAUUCCAGAUGCUGGAGAAACGUACGCCUUUUCCGAAAAAUAUUUUAUUCGUCAAUUCAUCAUGAAAAUCAGAAAGAAUCUAAAACAUUCCAGUUUCGAGUAGUGGGGUUCAUGCCCGUGCAGCUAGCUCAUGAUUGAGAUAGCAUGAAAAAUAUAUUUUUUGGCUGUCAAGGAGGAGGAGGCCUGCUAGAAUAUUUCAAUUUCUAUCCACCCUGCAGGUGCAGCAACCGCAGCUGCCGUUAGCGCAACAUCCAAGCUUGAGAAUCCGAGAAUCAACCAGUGCCUGACGAACCCCGUUGGAAGUACUGAUAAUUUUUUUGUGGCUAUUUUUCGAUAACCAAAAUGACGCCAAUUGUACUCAUGCGUAAUCUGACUGUUUGGCGCUUUAAGGAGCCCUAAAUUUCUGCGCAAUCAGCCUACUUUUGUAGAUAAUCCAUCGUUGUUUAUUGUUUCACCAUUUUUGGCACUGCUUGUAGGUUUUGAGAUAUUUCUGCAUACUUACGAUCAGGCGUCCGACAUGCGGGCGCCGCGACUCUUGCUUGUGGUAUCGCUACUGUAGCCCUAGGCGGUGUUGCGCAGGGAUUGGGAUCAGUCUUCGCUGCCCUAGUUGUCGGCACGGCACGCAAUCCCGCCAUCAAGGAUCAACUUUUCGCGUACACAAUGGUCGGAUUUGGUUCCGUCGAGUUGAUGAUGUUUGUCGUGGUAGGCCUUGCGGUUGGUCUCCUUGUCUCAGAAUAAACGCAAUAGACGGAACAAGCAAGUAGGGCUAGCUCGGUUAGUACGACAGUAGUUCAGGGUGGAUCCUAGAAGAAACGCCAAGAAAUUUACUCUUCAAGUUUUUGCGUUCGAGGGUCUGGAUAUUGUAGGCCGUGUACGUAGUUGUUCUCCUGAUGUUUAGGGAAAAAGCUUAAGUCUUUCUCGGGACGUGCGCGUUGCACCUCUAUAUUUUCAUGAUAUAAAUUUUUAAUUCAUACUUUCUUCUGAGAGAAUGAGAACGGUCUGGAAUGUUGGCAAAUCGACAUUUUAUCAAUUAGAAAUUGGGUUGGGGUUGCAGAACUUUUUGCGAGUUCUGUAGACUAUGACUACUGAACUGUACAAAAUAUAUUGCACUAAUGUUUUUUGACUCGGUAAGUAUCAGCUCUUCAUUCUUUUCCUCUGCAGUUUCGUGCCUCUGAUUUAGUACUAAAUUUUUCAGUAAGGUUCGCUUAUCUAUCUUCUGUUUUCUUGUUGUUCGUUUUUGUCUAUUUUCAACAGUAUAUUCUUUCUCAUUUUCAUCUACAUCUUCUAUCUGUGGUAUCUAUCCUUGGUGUAUAUUUUGUCUUUUCUUCGGAUUAUUCAAUUACCGAGACAAGAGCGAACGAGAGAUGUUGCAAAGUCGUUCGAAAUAGAGACUUGUAUUUGAGUGAGCAGUGUCUCACUGACAACGAAUUAUACUUCUCGAACCCCUCGCUGUUGAUGUAAGUAAUAGGCCUGUCCGAGUCUCUCAUGGUUUCUCAGCUUCUGCGCGAAGGUGUCGCAUUUCUGACGAGUCUGUUUCGUGCUGCGUACCAUGUAUGGCUUGAAAAGUGAAGUAUGCGUGAACGGACGUGAAACUGCAGGACAGUUUCGGAUGUGAAAAUUAUGUGUGAGGC